Molecule: messenger RNA, 1669 nt
Organism: Salarias fasciatus (jewelled blenny)
Lineage: Eukaryota; Metazoa; Chordata; Actinopteri; Blenniiformes; Blenniidae
Gene: abi3b
Product: ABI family, member 3b
Exons: 5
Coding region: 50-1033 (327 amino acids)
Biological process (GO): neuron migration
Cellular component (GO): SCAR complex; actin-based cell projection; lamellipodium
Molecular function (GO): SH3 domain binding; signaling adaptor activity
Source: RefSeq, a predicted model, not a curated record
AGCCGCACAGCGAGGAGUCGGGGGGAAGGCGUCCUGUCGUCGGGGGAGAAUGACGGAGCAGAAGAGCUUUUCAGAGGUGAUCAGCCAGAUCCUGGAGGAGGCUCCAGCGGCCAGGAAGGGUCUGGUGGACAACCACAGUAACCUGCUGCGAGUGGCCGAGUACUGCGAGAACAACUAUCUGCAGGCAGAGGAUUCCACCAAGGCUGUUGACGAGGCCAAGGCGCUGGCGGCCCAGGCGCUGGCCAGCGUGACCUACCAGAUCAAUAGCCUGGCCGGCACCCUGCUGAGGCUGCUGGACUCCCAGAGCCUGCAGAUCAGCGACAUGGAGUCCUCUGUCAACCUGCUGUCGGUGGCUGCUGCCAUCCACUUCGAGAAGGUGGCCCGGAGAGAAAUCGGCUCGUUCACCACCCCCAAAAAGAAGACUCGCACCAAACCACUGACGGCUCCGGCUUCGGGCAAGGAGCCGGAGAGAGGAUACUCUCGGGCGCCGAUAUCCUACUCCGCCCUGGACUCCAUCGGACACUGCUUUCAGGUCACCGAGGAGCCGCCGCCGCCGCCGAGGAAGAGGGCGGAGACCGCCGAGAGCAUCCGGAGCGCUGCAGACAUAUCCUGCUUUGGCAUCGCUGUGCCUCCGCCCUCAGUCCCCACCCUCCAAAGCGCCGGCGACCUGCCCGACCCUCCGCCUCCCUCUUCGACCGGUUCGGACCCCAACCUGCCCCCGCCACCACCCCCUCCCUCUAUGGACAGCAGCCUCCCUCCUCCACCCUCCUUCCCCUCGCCCACCGACUUCCCAUCACCUCCACCUCCACCCAGCGGUACCUACCAGCCCGCUCCGCCUCCACCACCUCUACCAGGGUCGGGUGCUGUCCCCCCUCCUCCUCCACCUCCUCCUUUGGCCGGCGGUGCCCCUCCUCCUCCACCACCCCCACCUCCUCCAGGAUCAGGAGCUGUACCACCUCCCCCACCACCCCCACCCCCACCAGGAUCAGGAGCUGUACCACCUCCCCCACCACCCCCACCUUUAAUGCAGUGACACCAGCACACGUCGGACUGUGAUCAGGUUUUCUGGUCCGUCCGUGAAGAAGCUGAAUGAAAGGCGGUUGAAGGUCCGGAUCGGUUCGGCCUGGGCUGGUUUUGAGUUGCGGGUCGCGGAGGAAGACGUCUCCCGGGCAGAAACCCGGCGGAGGAAUUCUUCAGGCGUGUUUUGACAGCGCCUCGGCUGCAUUCCUGAAAACGUGCUGAAACAGAGAGCGUCCUGAACCCGAGGCGUGCUCCUGUUUCUCCUCAGAUGUCAUUUCACGGCUCCACUGUUGCUAAUCUCUCAGUGUCGCCAUAUAACAGGCGGCGGCGGCGGCCUUUCACCCGACCCCGCCGCCAUCGCUCUGCCCUGCCACAUCUCUCGACUUGUUUAUGUCCCCGGCUGAAACCCGAGCUCAUUCCAAAUGGUUUCAAUCCACCUGUACUCCGGUUUGUGUUUGAUUUCAUUGAGCAAGGUCCCAAAAAUAGAAAGUCGAUUGAUCCAUUCUGACCUUAUAAGGCUCUUUCUUUGCCUCCAUGUCACUCAGAUCAGAAUCUCAGUCGAAACUACUCCGACUGCAGAUCUUGACCUCUGAACUGCACUCCGUUCUGUAUCAAUCCUCUGUGUUUACUGAAUAAAACUGGACUGAAA